Messenger RNA from Elgaria multicarinata webbii, 834 nucleotides. RefSeq lists its product as uncharacterized. The coding region runs from base 30 to 674 and encodes 214 amino acids. The record is from RefSeq and is a predicted model, not a curated record. The transcript has 4 exons. Lineage: Eukaryota; Metazoa; Chordata; Lepidosauria; Squamata; Anguidae.
GAUACACAGUUGUUGGACUCUCCGUCCUGAUGAUUGGUGUGGCACUCCUGUGGGCUUUUGUAGGUAUGUCACCAGCAAUGUCCCUUUCCACAGCCCCAAGUUUGGUCAAUGUUACCAUCCACCAGACAGCUUUGCUGCCGUUCUCCUUUCAGCCUCCAAGCCCUUCCUGGAAAUUCAUUAGCAUCAAAUGGGAAUUUAUCAGCACCAAUGGGAGUGUCCCUAUACUGGUGUACCUACUAGUCAAUUGCAGGGGAAAUGGAACCUCCCUCCAAUGGUGGGAAAGAGAAUGUAACAUUGACAAGGAGGUGGAUGAGGAGUAUUUUCAGCGAGCUGAUAUCCUCAAGAAUGGCACACUGAUGAUUCAUCAUGCGGGCGUGAAGGAUGCUGGCAUGUACCAAGCAACAAUACGAACCUUUGGUGUAAAAGUCAGCAGAACAGUCAAUCUAACAGUGACAAGACCAAGAGUCACCUCCACAUCUACUCCAGGAGUAGAAUUAUUCACCCUGGAAAGAGUCAUCACUGAGAACAUGAUGCGAAUGAUCGUGUCCUGCUUUAUCCUGUGCUUUCUUUGGCUGCUGGUGGUGGAGCAUGUUCAUAUGCUUGAAGAUGGCAACACCCCCCAAGGAAAGAAGGCUGUGAGCCAACGUGGGAGAUCCACUCUUGACUGGAGCUGACAAGUUACGAAUGGUCCUUUGUGGAUCAAGAAGUGCAGCAGGACACAUAACAGAAGUUGCAAAAUGCCCAUGAUGCAUCUGGCUGCCUUUGUGUCAUCAAGCCACUAUGCAGGAUUGCGCCAUGAGAGUUACUAGAGCUCUCAGCCACUCAGAGACUUGA